AUGAAGAAACAAAUGAAAAUGAAAACCAUCAUUUUACUUUUGCUUCUUCUACAAAUAAUCCUCAAUGUUGUUAACUUCACCAUGGCUGAACCAAUCAAUAGCGAAAUCUUCCGAUGCAAGAAAGACUCCGGCACUUAUCAACUCAACAGCCUCUACCAAACAAACCUCGUGUCGGCUCUCAAGAGCCUACCCGCUUUAACCUCUAAAUCCGUUGGCGUUAAACCAAAUGAAGUUACCGCUGUAGAACUUUGUGCGGGCUAUUUAAAUCCCCAAGAUUGCAAGUCCUGCGUAGACAAAACAAUCCCACUGCUUCUACAGAAGUGUCCAAACCAAAAGGGAGCCGCGGCAUGGAGGGUGAAAUGUAUGGUGAAAUAUGGGCAACCUGUUCUAAAUAAUUACGAUGUUUGGUUUGUUGCCAAUGAAGUUAGUGAUAUAAUAACUAAGGAUGUUGUUGGGCUACAGAAUACCCUGUCUAGUUUGGUAAAUAAGUUAUUGCUAAGAUUAUACAAGGGGCAACCAAUGGGAUACGCUUUUGGGACUCAAGAUUAUAAAAAUAAUCGAAUAGUGUACAUGGUUAUGCAAUGUACUGAUGAUAUAUCACAUAAAGAUUGUACUAAAUGUAUACUUCAUGUAUCUGGAGAGAUUAAACGUUGUUGUAGUGGUGCAAUAGCUGCAGCAAUAUUAACUCCCAACUGUUACCUGAGGUACACGCAUAGUGAUUUCCGAGUUCUAAAAUAA
Helianthus annuus (common sunflower) is the source of this 738-nucleotide messenger RNA. Its product is annotated as cysteine-rich repeat secretory protein 38. The coding region runs from base 1 to 738 and encodes 245 amino acids. The record is from RefSeq and is a predicted model, not a curated record. NCBI's taxonomy places the organism in Eukaryota, Viridiplantae, Streptophyta, Magnoliopsida, Asterales, Asteraceae. The transcript has a single exon.